Orbicella faveolata is the source of this 2089-nucleotide messenger RNA. RefSeq names its product melatonin receptor type 1B-like. Gene Ontology annotation, cellular component: membrane. NCBI's taxonomy places the organism in Eukaryota, Metazoa, Cnidaria, Anthozoa, Scleractinia, Merulinidae. Gene Ontology annotation, molecular function: G protein-coupled receptor activity. Gene Ontology annotation, biological process: G protein-coupled receptor signaling pathway. The record is from RefSeq and is a predicted model, not a curated record.
GUGGUCAAAAGAUAAAAUGUUUGGUCACCAAACAAUGCUUGAUGGUGUUUGGUCGCCAAACAUUUCCCGUUUGGACAGGCCUUAAGGCCUUCUCACGUGACGAAGGUCAGCAAAUGUUUUAUUCGUUUAGUCUAAUGCAGUGAAUUUUGAAAAUAUCAUACGCCGUAGAAGUCGUAGAUACCGUGCUAUUUCAGUAUACUACUAAUGCGAGGAGAUAUAUAACAUGUCAAAAUUUCCCAGCUAAGUUAAAGUGUGCUAAGCAAGUUGUGGACAUGGCUUUUAAUGAAUUAUUGCGGCUGACAAAUAGAAACUUAAAAACACGUCGACAAGGCAGGUGUCUGACAAGCAAUGUGAUCGGCAUUCUAUCGUGUGAUUGCAUACAAAUGACAACAGCUAUCGACUGUUGUUCCGGCAGAAUGACACAGACUUCCGCAGUUAAAUCAGCCUAAGAGCUACAAACGAGUUUUGCUCUACAACGCUCAAAAGCGAAUACCUUCGCUGAAAAAUAAUAGGUUUAAGUUUUCACAGCUCAGGUUCGUGAACGUUAAAAGUCAUGACGGAAUCGCUUUCUGUCGAACUUGCCACGAGAACAAAGGCUGUAGAAUGGACUGAAGCAGUUUUGCUUGCUGUUAUCAAUAUUGUGGCCUUCUUCGGCAAUUUCCUAACUUGUUACGCCGUGUACAGAAACCAGAGACUUCGUACGCUUCCCAAUAUGUUCGUGAUAGCACUUGGUGUAAGCGAUAUUCUCAUGUCCACCUUCUGUAUGCCUUUUACAGUUGUAACUCUGUUUCACGGCCGCUGGAUGUUUGGUGAGAGUUUUUGUCGUUUCCAAGGAUUUGGAGCAUUGACAUUUGGACUGGUCUCCAUGGGCACCAUGGGAUUAAUUGCAGUUAGUCGAUAUUACUGUGUUGUAAAACCAGAAAAGUACAUUGUGUUGUUCAAGAAACAAAGAGCUUUGCUGUACAUUGCUGUUGUUUGGUGCGCGGCUCUCUUUGGAUCAUUGCCUCCAAUUUUCAUCAAGAACGGGAGAUUUGAAUUCCAGCCGGGUAAAGCGAUGUGUUUGUACACAUUUGAAAGCAAUAUUGCCUAUACUGUCUUUAUUGAGUGCGUUUACGUCGCAGCACCGUUAACUAUAAUCACAAUCUGCUACGCCAAAGUAUUCCGCACAGUGUCUAGAUCAAAUCAAGUUUUCUUCCAGGAAAAUACCCUUCAGCAACUGAGAGCGAACGUGGAAGAAGCAAAAGUGACCAAAACUUUAGCGGCAGUAAUGGUCGGCUUCACAUGUUGUUGGCUUCCUAUCUCCAUCAUGGAUAACAUUGACGCCGCGCGCGGGGAACACACUUUGCCGCGACAGGCGUACCUUACAUACGCGUUCUUGGCUUAUUUGAGUAGUACAGUCAACCCCUUUAUAUAUGGCACCACGAAUAGGCAGUUCAAACGAGAGUACAAGUCUAUUUUGAGAAUGACUGUUUGCUUCCGAAGCCAGAACAACAACAACAGCAGCAACAACAACAGCUAAAGAUAUGUCCGUAUUGCGGACAUACGUGGUUUCCGGGUUAUUCCAGUUAUACAAGUUAUCUUACAUUGACCUCGGGUUAUAAUUGCUACAACAGCAGUCUUAAACUGAGAAAAGCAAUUGAAUUCCUCCUUAUUUUCACUUCCUUAGGGUCUCUGGACUGACAUUUUGUGCCCACUACAUGAGGUACAAGAACAUGGAAGCCUCGUUGAUAACACCAAAUGGACUGCAUCGCUAUGAUGGAUUUACUCAUUCUAAAUUGAGCCACUCUACCUUGUAAACAAAAAAAGUAGAAAAGAAAAAGGAGUCGUCAGGUUCCGGAACCGAUCUCAGGUUCACUCCGAUAGGGCAAGAAAAUACAAAGCGUGUCAGCCUUAUCUCACAAAAUAUCCUGAUUGCCAACUGCUACAGCCCGUUAUUUCCAAAUUUAAUGUGGUCCUAUGACAUAUGCAAACCACUAAUUAGUGUACAUUCGAGUCGGGCUUAAAAAAUAAACAAGUGAUAGAGAUACCUUUUCCUGCGUAGCUAUAUUAAAGUUUCAAUCUCUCAGUAGUAAUAAAAGCAGUAUUAAAA